Molecule: messenger RNA, 1395 nt
Organism: Paramecium pentaurelia
Lineage: Eukaryota; Ciliophora; Oligohymenophorea; Peniculida; Parameciidae
Source: the annotation of a GenBank genome assembly
AUGACUAUAAUCAAGCAAUCCAACUUGAUCCAAAUGAUGCAAUAACUUAUUAAUUUAGAGGUGAAUACUAUAACACUUAAUAUAUUAGCCAUAUUAUAUGAUGAUAUUGGUGACAUAGAUAAAGCAUUAAGUGACUAUAAUCAAGCAAUCAAACUUGAUCCUAAUGAAGCAACAGCCUAUUUUAACAAAGGUGAAAACUAUUACACUUAAUAUAUUAGGAAUUUUGUAUACAAAUGUUGGAGACAAAGAUAAAGCAUUAAGUGACUAUAAUCAAGCAAUCAAACUUGAUCCUAAAUAUGUUGAUGCCUAUUUUAACAGAGGUGAAAACUAUUACACUUAAUAUAUUAGCCAGAUUGUAUAAAGAAAUUGGUGACAAAGAUAAAGCAUUAAAUGACUAUAAUCAAGCAAUUCAACUUGAUCCUAAUGAAGCAACAGCCUAUUUUAACAAAGGUGAAAACUAAUAACUUAAUAUAUUAGCCAUAUUAUAUGAUGAUAUUGGUGACAAAGAUAAAGCAUUUAGUGACUAUAAUCAAGCAAUCCAACUUGAUCCUAAAUAUGUUAGAGCCUAUUUUAACAGAGGUGAAAAAUAUUACACUUAAUAUAUUAGCCAGAUUGUAUAAAGAAAUUGGUGACAAAGAUAAAGCAUUAAGUGACUAUAAUCAAGCAAUCAAACUUGAUCCUAAAUAUGUUGAUGCCUAUUUUAAAAGAGGUGAAUACUAUAACAUUUAAUAUAUUAGCCAUAUUAUAUAAACAUAUUGGUGACAAAGAUAAAGCAUUAAGUGAUUAUAAUCAAGCAAUCCAACUUGAUCCUAAAUAUGUUAGAGCCUAUUUAAACAGAGGUGAAAAAUAUUACUUUAAUAUAUUAGCCAUAUUGUAUUAAGCAAUUGGUGACAACGAAAAAGCAUUAAAUGACUAUAAUCAAGCAAUCCAACUUGAUCCUAAAUAUGUUAGAGCCUAUUUUAACAGAGGUGAAAAAUAUUACACUUAAUAUAUUAGGCAAUUUAUAUAAUGAUAUUGGUGAAAAAGAUAAUGCAUUAAGUGACUAUAAUCAAGCAAUCAAACUUGAUCCUAAAUAUGUUGAUGCCUAUUUUAAUAGAGGUGAAUACUAUAACACUUAAAAUUAGGCAUUUUAUAUAAAUAUAUUGGUGACAAAGCUAAAGCAUUAAUUGACUUUAAUCAAGUUAUCCAACUUGAUCCAAAUCAUGCAGAAGCCUAUUUAUAACAAGGUUUUAUCUCCAUAUAAUAGUUUAAGGUGUUAUCUUAUACAUUUUGAAAUAGUAUGAAUAAGCAAAAAUCUUCUUUGAUAAAACAAUUUAAUGUGACCCAAAUAAUGGCGAUGCUUAUUUUUAAAAAGGUUUUAUGGUAAAUAUCUUUUAGCAAUUUUAAAAUAAUUGA